GGGCGCCGGCGGCAGAAGGGCGUAAGUGCCGCGGGGCCGCCGCGCGCCGCUCGCCGCUCGCGCCAGUCUGCGCUCGGCCACCAUCCAGUUCGCUCGUGACGUGACGCCGUGCUGUGACACAUUUGACAGUUUGUUAUCGUGAAUCGUGUGAUGUUUUCGUAUCGGAACUAUGGUGUAUCCCAAUGAAAAUGUGGAGUGAUUUCCAGGGCUCGGGCGGCGGGUGCGGCGCCAAGCGGCGCGCCGGCUCCCCGUGUGAGGGCGGCGGCAAAGUCGCGCGCUGGGAAGACUCGAUCGCGCGGCUAGAGGCCGUGGCCGCCGGCGCGGGCGGCGGAGACUGCUGGCGCUCAGAGGAGGAGGAGAGGCGGGCGUGCCGCCGGCGCUGGUGCGGCGGCUGGUGCGGCGCGCACGACACCAUCCGUGCCGAGAACGGCAAGUCUUACUUGGAGCUGGGCGGAGCCGCCGCGCGGGCCUGCUGCGACGGUCGCGCGGCCGGCCGCUGUGCCUCGCGCCGCUGCUACCGCGAGAGGCGGUUCAAGAUGAUGAAUCUUUGCGCGCUCAAGUUAGCGCGCCUGCGCCAGACGGCAGACCCUUCGCUGCGGCGCUCAGUCCUCGUGUGCAAUACGCUUCGCGGCAUCGAACGCGAGAUGGAGCGCGAGAGUGUCGAGGAGGCGCCCUUCGAGCCGGCGUGCGUAGCCGGCGGCGUAGCCCGCUGCGAGCUGCUGAGCGCUCGCGACCCGGCGGCCGGACGCGCCACCCCCUUCCCCGCGCCGCCGCCGCCGGACCGAGACUCCGGCUACGGCGACGAGGAGCAGCGCACCAUCGACUGGGGCUCCGUGCUGAGCCUGUCGUCGAGGUCGGCGCUCGACCCCCCCGAGGACGCGUGGCCCGACGACUGGGGCUGGAGCGAGGACAGCUUCGUGCGGCUGCUGGUGCCGACGAGUUAGUGCACGGCGCGCGGGCAGGAGUCGCCCGCGCCCCACUGAGCGCCUGUGAUAGCGCGAGCCGCGCCGCGCGGUGAGGCGGGCCGCGCGGCCGGCUCGCGCGUGCGGCCGCGCGGAACUCUAGUCGGACGCGCCGCGCCGCCCGGCGCCUCGCGCGCCGCCGCGUCGCGACGCAUACACGCAGUCAGUAGUUAGUAUUAUGUAAUUGCAAAAGGGAAGGUGCUAGCUUCGGACGUGACGCAGGACUUAAAUGCGAGCCGAGUUAUUUUUGAUAGUUUUAUUUUCUUUAAGUGAAUUCCAAACCGAAUGAAUAAGUGACUUAGCUAAUGACGUUAUUAUCGUUUAAAUUAAAACUCAGGUGUUUGAAAUUUUGUUGAAAUUAUUAUGUAAUUAAUUAGGUAAAAUAACUAUAUUUAUUUCGUUGACCAGAAGAAGAAAAGUGACAAUUUGAAAUUAUUUCUGUCUUGAUAUUUUCAUUGAAAUGUACCGGAACAACGAGUAUGACUUUAGUUUUAUUAUGGGUUAUGUUGACUCGACAGAGGUUUGUCUGGUGAAGUGCGCUCCCAGCGGGUUGUGGUGCGAGACAGUUCUGUGCUUGAGCGAGUGGUCAGCGACUGGUGAGCUCGGAGCGCACUCCGCGGGCAGGCCUCGGCGUGUCGUAUUAAUAGUAAUGUGUGGACAUGUGCCGUUUGACAAGCGCGUCUUGCUGUGUUGUGCACAGUGCAGUCGUACUGCUGCGCUACGCGAACAAUGCUGAACAAAUUGUAAUAGCUAGUACCUUAGUACUUAACGUAACUGAUGAACUUUCAUAAGUUCCACAUCCACCACACAGCCAGGCUCACACGUAACUGGAUGUCAAUUAAUUGAGCCUUACCAGCUGUGACUAUGAAAGUUUCAUGAUUACAGGAAUCGUGCAUUUGAAUAAUUGGAAUUUGUAAUACAUGACUGAACCGUGGCUGUAGGUACUUAAAUCACUCAUAUUUCGGAAUUGAGAUUUCUGUCCAUUGAUUCGGAUGCCUUCUAACGAUCAGUUUUAACUUUAUAAAUAGCCAUUAAGGUCUUUCAUUUAGACAUAAUCAAAAUAACUGUAAAACGUCUCAUCGAAUAGUUUAUUUACUCUACUAACAGUGAACUGCAGUUCCUAAUACGUAAUUAAAACUAAUUAGAACAAUCAUUUAAUUUAUUGGACACAUUACCUUCUAGUUUUGUACUAAAGUGUAAUUGUUAGGGGGCAUCCGAAUGUAUCAGAUUAGGUUUUCGAUAGUCAAAGUUAGUUCGUUGAUGGACUCUGUAAAUGCAUUGAGAUUUGAAGUGUAACAAACCAGUUGAAUUAUUGUAAAAAUAGUCUGAAAGUUGAACAACCCGUCGUUUCUAAACAGAGACUGGUAACGAACAAUGUCUUCGAAACCAAGUCGACUGGACGAAGUACUUUCCUGGAUGAUACGUUCUCUCAUUAGUAACAUCGGGUUGUGUGACGCUGCGCGCUCGCCCGCAGACGACAGGCUGGUGGCCGACGGUGGACCUUGUCGUUGCUGAGUUCCCCUGAUCUCUGAUCAUUUCGUGCUAUCGGUUGAUUCUUGCCUGCUACCCUGAGCCCGUCGCCCACUGCGCCUGCCGCCACGCGCCCGCGCGAGCCGCGGAUCUGUGACUGCAUGGACCAAACAUACCUAGCACGACUUUUAAUAGAGCAAAGUACAAAUUUCAAUAAUAAGAUGCAUUAGUGCUCCGGCGCAUGUUUGUCCACCGUUGUCAAUUACUCAAAUAUUUGAAUUGUGAUUCGGUAGCUAAUGAGAGAAAACUCUAUGUUCUUAAAUUUAGUGUACAUAUUAUAUACGGAGAUGGGCAUUAUGGCGUGGUGAUCGCGCCCGUUGUAAAUAUAUUAUGUAAAGUAAUAAUUUUAUUGAUAUCGAUGUGGAUUGUCGGGUAGCUCGUCACUCGGGCCCGGGAGCCCGUACCGCCGCCCUGUUGUAUAUUACGACCUCUAUUCUGUCCAAUACACUCAACAAGUACAGAUUUACAAGUUACAUAAUUAUGCAUUAUUAAUAUAAUAAGAUGUCACAAAAUUUUAUCGCCAGUACAGACCAAUAAAUAUAUGUACAUGAACAACGUUUAGUUAUAAUUUUGGGUUCUAAACUCAUAAGUGAUGCACUGAGUAACUGAAUGAUCAGCUCAAUCUAUUUUAUUUUAUGGGUUAUUUCGCGUUAGAUUUUUUGUUGAUGAUGUCCGUAUGGUUGGUUGUGAUGGUUUACUUAAGUAAGUUAGCGACUCUCCGGCAAAUUGCCCUGUUUCACUUGUACCUACCUAUUACAUUUUACUCUAUAUUUGUACUAACAUUUUUGAGGCUGCUUUGUAUUCCCGACAUAUAAGAGUAUCACUUAAUUUUUUGAAAGUACUUAAAUCUAAUUAGUCGAAACUUUCAGUCAACCUCCUUAAAUAUUUCAAUUAGUGUCGUUUGAACUUGUGUGUCGGGAAUAUGAACCAGUGAAUGCUUGCAAUAUAAUGUAGGUACAGAAACUUCUUUAUCCUGUCAUUUUCAUAAAAUAACCGACUUUCAGGUCGGCAUGUCAGUGAAUGAAUACCAUAAUCGCAUGUACUACUUCAUUGUAAAAUUUUGUACAAAACUAUGUGGUGGGCCCUACCCUAAAUUGUAUUUAAUACUCCUUAACUGUUAUCGUUUGUGUUGUGAGGCCGGUGCGCCGGCGCACACGGCGCGGAGGCGGACGGUCGCGCGGCCGCGGGUCGCACGCACAUGCGAGCGCGGUCGCGCGACCUGCCGCGCACUGUGUCGUGACUCCAGCAAUAAUUAUGAUGGCAGGUAGACUCCUUGUCGCAUCCGUCUUAACGCCGUUGCAAACGUUUCAAAGAAACAUUGGCAACGUUUUCAUACGUAACUUUACGACUACAUUGUAUAAGUGUAUUUUCCUUAGUGUUUUUCAUUGCCAUUGGUUACCAAAAAUGACAGGAUUUUUAUUGAAACUAUUGUGAAUAUAUUUUAGAAAGAAUACUCUCGUUAGAAAAUUGAGAUAACCAUUUUGAAGGGGCUCAUAUUGCACAUCGAAUUGUUAAAUCGUUCCUCAUGUUAAGAGUGUCUCAAAGUCGUUUCUCGGUUUGUCUAAUGUAAGAUAUAUAAUUGUAAUAUAUUAUUGUUUAAGCCGUUGUAUCGAAAAUAACAAGAACAGGAAUAAUUUUGUGAAACAAUGGCACAAAGAAUGAACAUAAAUAUUAUAUAUAUUAUAGAAACAGAAAUGUGGCUAUAAAAGCAAUUUUUAUAAUAAAUAUUUACUGUUGAAGAA
Messenger RNA from Helicoverpa armigera (cotton bollworm), 4234 nucleotides. RefSeq lists its product as uncharacterized. The record is from RefSeq and is a predicted model, not a curated record. Gene Ontology annotation, cellular component: nucleus. NCBI's taxonomy places the organism in Eukaryota, Metazoa, Arthropoda, Insecta, Lepidoptera, Noctuidae. Bases 183 to 944 code for a protein of 253 amino acids. The transcript is spliced from 2 exons. Gene Ontology annotation, molecular function: transcription regulator activity.